Molecule: messenger RNA, 800 nt
Organism: Miniopterus natalensis
Lineage: Eukaryota; Metazoa; Chordata; Mammalia; Chiroptera; Miniopteridae
Gene: GLIPR1L1
Product: GLIPR1 like 1
Cellular component (GO): extracellular region
Source: RefSeq, a predicted model, not a curated record
GCGGCUCGGGCAGCGGCUGGCCGAGCCGUUACCAGUCCGUGGAGCCAGGCAAUCGUCUGCGUCUUGCCAUGGUUCUAAGGAAUAAAUUAAGUUGCUUUUGGAUUUUAGGUUUCUGCUUGGUAGCCAGUAAAUCGCCUCCCACUGUCCCUUCCAUAAACGACCGGAGUUUCAUAGACGACUGUCUCGCUGCUCACAAUGAAAUACGUGGCAACGUCGAGCCCCCCGCGGCCGACAUGAAACACAUGACUUGGGAUGAAGCUUUAGCAAAGACUGCAAAAGCAUGGGCAAACCAGUGCACAUUCGGUCAUAACCCCUGUACAUCAAAACCAUAUCAGUGUCACCCAACUUUUAAAUAUUCAGGAGAAAAUAUCUGGUUAGGUGGAUCAAUCAAAUUUACACCAGUGUCUGCCAUUGGUGCUUGGUACAAUGAAAUCCAAUUUUAUAAUUAUAGUAGUCUACUUUGUUCCAAAGUUUGUGGCCAUUAUACUCAGGUAGUUUGGGCCAAUUCAUAUAAAGUUGGUUGUGCAAUUACAGUUUGUCCUAAACUUGGGAGAGCUGAAACUGCAAUAUUUAUAUGUAACUAUGGACCUGAGGGAAAUUACCUAAAGAUGCGCCCUUACACUAAAGGAGAAUCCUGCUCUAUGUGCGAAAAAGAAGACACCUGCAGAAACAACCUCUGCGAAAAUAAAGAACUUGAUGCAAUUAAAAAAUAUCCAAAUUGGAAUCCAAACGGGAAAGCACCACAGCAGACAGCAUGUAAUUUAUUGUGCCUAGUUUAUGCUCUUCUGAGAAUGUUUUAA